Molecule: messenger RNA, 1954 nt
Organism: Elgaria multicarinata webbii
Lineage: Eukaryota; Metazoa; Chordata; Lepidosauria; Squamata; Anguidae
Gene: LACC1
Product: laccase domain containing 1
Exons: 6
Coding region: 193-1512 (439 amino acids)
Molecular function (GO): copper ion binding
Source: RefSeq, a predicted model, not a curated record
CUUGCACGCUAUUCUGUGUCCUUGAUUUGGCCUAAUAAAGGUUUUGCCUUGAGAUGGAUUCGGGAAUAUUAACAGUGAAAUACACUGCAGAGCUAUUAUAAACCACUCUUUCUCAGCCGCGCAAGGAAUUGCAAUGUGCAGGUUGAUCAUUCAGUGUCUGGUAUCUUCAGGUACUGACCAUUGGUUUAGGAUAUGGCCAAGGCAGUACUGAUUGAUCUAUUCAGUCUAGGAGGCAGCUCUUGGAAUAAUCAGAUCCAAGAAUCAAUUAUCAGGACACUAGAAACCCUUGGGGAGGAGGACACUUUCCAGGCUCCACUUGUUUACCUUAUGUGUUGCCAAACCCUCAGAAGUGAAAGAAAUGGACAAGAAGUACUUCAUAAAGCAAUACAAGGCUUUCAUUGCCCAGAAAAAGGAUCUGAGGUUGUGUGUGCUGAGAGUACAGUUGCCAGCUUGUACACCAUUAAACAAAAGCUUGAUGCAAAACACAUCAGUACUGUUAAAAUAAUCUUGCCAUCACAAAGAAAGCCCUUAAUGAGGGAAUAUAUCGAUCAGCUUUUUACUAACGUUUAUCAGUUUGAGUUUAAAGAUUUACAGAUGAAUUGUGAAGAAAACCACCUCAAAAAAUCCACAGUACCUCAGAACGAAUUAGUGCCAUUCACAGACCAAGAUGUGGAAAGGAUCCGAAGUGAGAUAAAGAUAUUUUUGGAAAGUCUUCCUGGUCUGAAAGGAAACCUCAUCAUUCUAAAGUCUGUGUUGAUCCCAGAUCAUGUCUUCCUCCAUGGAUUCACUACAAGAACUGGCGGCAUCUCGUAUAUACCAACUUUGAGCUCCUUCAAUCUCUUCAGUAGUGCCAAGCGGCGUGACCCCCCAGCUGUGGUUAAAGAAAAUCUUCGUAGGUUAGCCACAGCUGCUGGAUUCAACCAAGAUACAUAUUACCGUGUAAAGGUCAACCAUGCCAGUGAUGUUUGGGUCAUGGGAAAGGCCAAACCAGAUAACUAUGAUGGAAUCGUAACAAAUCAGAAAGGUGUUACAAUUGCUGCUCCUGGAGCAGAUUGCAUCCCUGUGCUUUUCGCUGAUCCUGUCAAAAAGGCAUGUGGUGCUGCUCAUUCAGGUUGGCAAGGCACACUGCUAGGAGUGUCUAUGGCUGUCGUUAAUGCUAUGAUAACUGAAUAUGGUUGUAAUGUGAAAGAUAUACUCGUGGUCCUGGGGCCAUCUGUAGGACCUUGUUGCUUUAAAUUACCCCAGGAAUCGGCAAAGGAAUUUCACAGGAUUGAUCCAAAAUGUGUACGACUGUAUGAAUCAUCAAAUCCUUACGUUGAUAUCAGAAGAGCCACACGUGUUCUUCUGGAGGCUGGUGGGGUUCUGCCUCAGAACAUUCAGGAUGAUUCUGUAACGGACCAGAACCAAAAUCUCACUCUCUGUACAUCAUGUUGCCCUGAUCAGUUCUAUUCUCAUGUUCGUGAUGGUGAGAACUUUGGGACACAGAUCGGCUUCAUAUCAAUUAAAGACUGAGGCUUUAUCAUGGCACAGUCUUGAUUUCAUAAAUCUUCGCUGUUUUAUCAUUGUAUGGGUUUUUACUGUCUGGGACUUGAUUCUGUAAGCUGCCUUGGGAGCACUCUUUCCCUAACAGGUGGCCUAGAAAUGUUUUAAAUAAAUAAUAGAGCAGAAAUGUUUGCAGUAAGUCUGAGCUUGCCUGAUAUUGAGUUCUUCCUGUUAGCAACACUGACCAGCUAAAACUUCUCUUGUGUCUUACCAAAUGGCGAUUUAUUGAGCAGAAGGGCCCACCCACAUUCAUGGGUGACAAUGGCCUCUGAACUCCUAUCAUAAUCCACUGCCUUGUAGGUGUUUGAAUACUUCAUAGUCACCAUCCUGCAUGCACAGAGGUCAGGGUGCAGAGCUUUUCCUCGAGGGGCUCUGCCACAAACUCCUCCCUCCACCCCCAUAGCAAAUAUGC